This is a messenger RNA of Echinostoma caproni, 1200 nucleotides long. Lineage: Eukaryota; Metazoa; Platyhelminthes; Trematoda; Plagiorchiida; Echinostomatidae. The record is from the annotation of a GenBank genome assembly.
AUGAGUCUUUUAUGUCAACUGAAACUUCGUUCUGCUCGGGUCUUGAUUGUUGGUUGCGGUGGUCUUGGUUGCCCCGCUGCUAUUUAUUUGGCUGCUGCCGGUGUCGGCACUAUCGGUCUGUUGGAUGAUGACACUGUCGAGUUGAACAACUUGCAUCGCCAAGUCGCGCAUUCUGAAGCCGCGGUGGGAAAAUCCAAGGUCAGCUCACUGGCAGACCGAUGUACUCAGUUAAAUUCGACUGUGACCGUGGAACAACAUGUCACGCAUCUAACUAGCUCGAAUGCGGUACAGGUGAUUCAAAAGUACGAUCUGGUGCUCGAUUGUUCAGAUAAUCUAGCCACACGCUAUCUGAUCAAUGAUGCAUGUGCUGUUUCCGGACCCAAACCGUUGAUCAGUGGUAGCGCGUUGCGUCUGGAGGGUCAGAUGACAGUGUAUCUUGCCAACCGAAUGCUUACCAAAGAGGAAGCGGACAGUGACACGAGGCUUCCAUCGAGUGCUCGCGCACCGUGUUUCCGUUGCCUGUACCCCGUUCCACCAGCAGCAGACACUGUUCAAGGCUGUUCCGAAGCUGGGGUGCUUGGGGUCGUCCCCGGAAUUAUCGGUACCAUGCAGGCCGCGGAGGCGAUCAAACUGAUCACAGGAAUCGGGACGGUUCACAGUGGUCGUCUGUUUGUACUGGACAUGGAGAGGAAUCUGACGCGAACAGUCACAUUGCGGAAUCCACGAACAGAUUGCAAGGCCUGCGGGGACGAGGCCACUUUGAAUCCGGAGACCAUACCGUCCAUGGAUUAUGUGGAGUUUUGCGGCGCUCCGGAUCACGACAGGGUGUUCUUUCGUGAAAUCUCUGAGCAAGGCCAAUGGUUGUUUGGAGACUUCAUUCUGCGCACAUUUUCUUUCCUAUAUCGUUUAUCAUUCCUAUAUAUUCUCCCUCCCCUCGAUCUCUCCAUAUUUCUUGCACCACCACCACCACCUGAUUCAGUCGUCCUGGUUUGUCAUCGUGGUAACAAGUCCCGUAUCGCAGCCCUCCAACUGGCCAGUGCACUUUGCUCUUUCCAUCAACGACAUUCCCGACCGGAUUUGACCGUGGAACUGUCAAGCGAUGCGGCCGGGGACCAGGUGCCAGAUUUUGUCGUGUGCGAUGUGGCCGGUGGUUUAGCCGCAUGGGCUAGUGAGAUUGAUCCCCAUUUCCCGGUCUAUUGA